CAUCGCUGCUACAGCUAUGCCCAUUGCGGAGCUUUUGGGAGUCCAGUUUGAUAUGCAGCUGCUGUGGAAACUUAGUGUCUCUGUGGCUGCAGUGCUACUGGUUUCCUGGGCCUACAGGUUCUACAGCUCCAGGCAUGUAACAAGAAUACAGCUCCGUGUCAACGACCAAGAGCCAGGAAAUGCAACCAGCCAAAAGCGCAAGACAACACUUCAGCAUCAAAGCUUACCAAAAGAUGAGACAGAUGAUGGGGGCCAUCAAUCCAGACCCUUACUAGCAGACUCAGGUACUGAUGACUUGACAUCUGACAGCACCAAGGAGACACCAGCAGAGACUCUUCCACAUCAGGUUAAAACAAGUGAGGAUGCAUUCGUGUCAAACAAUGACCAAGAAGAAAUACGCGCUUAUGAAAACCAGGCACAGGUUGUCGCCAGUAAUAACUUGUUUGGAUCCGCUCUGAAACUUCCUGAUCCAAAAGAGAGCGGAAUGAUCAGUACAACAGGGCGGCGCUCCCCUUGCUUUUUGCAGAAGCUGGAGGGAAGUGUCGGUGUGGGCAGGGAGUUAAGGCAGGACCUGGAGAGCCAAGGGUCCUACUCCAGGUUCCUCUCCAAGGCAGAGAUUAAAGUGGAAGAUGCAAACAUAGUGCUGGAAGGAAAAGGGGACCAGAUUGUGCAUGGAAAGAUAUACGAAUACUACGUUGAGUCGUCUUCUCACUCUGGAAGCAGUGGCAACAGUUUCACAGAGUCUCCAUCAUCUUUAAGCCCCAUCACUUUCCGUGAUCUGGGUUCACCACAAAGCACUGAAAAAGAUGGCUCCUCACCGGGAUGCCUCAAGCUGAGACACCCUGCAAGGCCUGCACUCUUACGCAAAGAAAGCUAUCUGUCUGCGGCACAGGAAUCAGAGCUUUCAAUCCCUUUUCUAACUUCAAGAGCCUCAACUCCAGAGACUCACUCUCUGACUACAACUGGUGAUGAGUCUGUCUCUGUUCACCCGAUUAUCAGUCCUACUACAGACAGCAAAAUCGUAGAUAAAGAGACUGUAGCAGGGGCUCCAUUUUUAGACCUUCCAGCAAAAAUUCUUGAUGACACAGAUUUAGAAAUCUUGAAGAGCAAGCUUGAUCUGGGUAAUUGUUUGGAGACACUGUGCUCUGCUAAGAAACGUGGCCAGAAAUCUUUGCAGCAAGCAGCCCUGGGGGUUAUGUCAGAUAACUACCUCCAUGUGCUCAGGGAUCCCAAGCUUUAUGGGCAGCUAAUGGCUGGUGAGCGGGAACAAAUCCAGAAGCAGAGAAUGAGGGGGAAAAGGUUUGUCGUGGUUGCAGAUAUGGAUCCUCAAGACUGGGUCAGCAACACUGAAGGGCACAGAGCAACAUCAGAGCAGAGGAGGACAUCAAGUGCAGUGUACUAUUAUGAUGACUACAAAGACACUUGGCAAAGACUCUGCCUAAUCCCACAGGAGGUCAUCUCCAAAGCCUGUGCUAUGUGCACAAUGGAUAACUACUUAUUUGUGGCAGUAGGCUGCCAAGGCACAGACAGAGAAAUGACACCCUCAAAGCGAGUGUUCUGCUACAAUCCUUUGACAUCCAUUUGGAAAGAGAUCACUCCUAUGAAUGAAGCCAGGCCCCGCUGCAAACUGGCAGCACUGGAGGGCUACAUCUACGCAAUUGGAGGAGAGUGCCUCUCCACAGUGGAGCGUUACGACCCACGAUUGGACAGAUGGACAUUUGUGGCUCCUCUGCCUAAUGAUACAUUCGCCGUGGCACACCAUGUCACAGUAUGCAAUGGAGAGCUUUUUGUUUCUGGGGGUACUCUUAAAUAUAUGCUACUGCGCUACAACCCCAGAACCAACACCUGGAGGCCAGGCCUCACAGUUGGGAGCAAAGACAAAACCGUAGAUAUGGUGGCUGUGGGAAGAUUUCUGUAUCGGUUUGAUGUUAAUCCAAUCCUGGGUGUCAGUGUGUACCGCUACCAUACAGUGGCCCGACUGUGGUAUGAGUGCAGCUCUAAACGGCUUCUGCACUGCCCUGCCUUUCAGUGUGUCGCGAUGGAUGACACAGUAUAUUGUGUCAGCCGCCAGUUCACCAUGAGGUUCGAGGCUGAUGAGAUCUCGCCUGCCUUCACAGAUGAGGAUCUGAGCAUCCUCUCUGCAGCCAAGGGCAUACUUUUCCCCUUUAUUCUUUCUCUACCUGAUAAGAAACCUCGGCAGACUAGUGUGUAAUGAGGAUUAAAUUUUCCAUUGAUGGUAAGAUUAGAUUGUGAUUGAGCAUCCUUACAAGAGCGUGCUUUACAUCAAGUUUAUUGUUGACUGGGUGAGUUUUGCUUUGGUCAGCUUUAUGUUCAGCUCAACCCAGCCCCAAAUUUCAUUGCAAAA
Messenger RNA from Archocentrus centrarchus (flier cichlid), 2365 nucleotides. RefSeq names its product kelch domain containing 7A (gene klhdc7a). The record is from RefSeq and is a predicted model, not a curated record. Lineage: Eukaryota; Metazoa; Chordata; Actinopteri; Cichliformes; Cichlidae. Gene Ontology annotation, molecular function: protein binding. Bases 17 to 2212 code for a protein of 731 amino acids. The transcript has a single exon.